Molecule: messenger RNA, 914 nt
Organism: Protobothrops mucrosquamatus (brown spotted pit viper)
Lineage: Eukaryota; Metazoa; Chordata; Lepidosauria; Squamata; Viperidae
Product: transmembrane serine protease 12
Exons: 5
Coding region: 1-897 (298 amino acids)
Biological process (GO): proteolysis; acrosome reaction
Molecular function (GO): serine-type endopeptidase activity
Source: RefSeq, a predicted model, not a curated record
AUGAGCCGCAACUUUGCCGCCGCCUUUUCCUUUUGGGCUUUGCUUGUGCUGUUCAGGGAAGUCGCGCCCAAAGCCCUGUCCUCCCUGAAUCUUACCGACGGUGGACAUGAUGCUAUGCUAGGAGCAUGGCCUUGGCAAAUUAGUCUUCAGGUUUAUGCAAUUGGUGUAGGAUAUGUCCAUGUAUGUGGUGGAUCUUUAAUUAAUACAAUCAUAGUGUUGACAGCAGCCCACUGCAUUAAAAUAUCAGAGAAUCCAGAGUUUUGGAGAGCUGUAUUUGGCUUACAUAAUCUUUAUCAUCAUCAAUAUUACACUAAAGAGAGUCAAAUCAAAGCAAUUAUAAUCCAUUCUCAUUUCAAGAAGGAAACGUAUGAAAAUGAUAUUGCAUUAUUUACAUUACAAAAUCCUAUCACAUUUAAUGAUUAUAUUCAGCCUAUCUGCUUACUUCCAAGUCCUCUUUUUCUAGGUAAUGAUACUCCAUGUUAUAUAACAGGAUGGGGAAAUGCACAUGAGGAAGGUGAAAAAAUAUAUAUAUUACAAGAAGCACAGGUUGAUAUUAUUCCACAAAAUAUAUGUAAUAGAUACGAUUGGUAUGGUGGAGCAGUAACAAUGAAUAUGUUUUGUGCUGGCUCUGAAGGUGGAGCUGUGGAUAGCUGUCAGGGAGACAGCGGCGGACCAUUGAUGUGUUAUAUCCGAGAUGCCACACAUUAUUAUCUGGUAGGAAUAACCAGCUUUGGCCGUGGCUGUGGCCGACCAAAUAAUCCAGGCAUCUAUGUACGUCUAGUGAAUUACAGAAAUUGGUUGAAAACUCUUUUACAAAGCAGAACUACUACUAUGAACAUUCAUAAUGUUCUAAUUUUGUUGAUAAUAAGAUGGAUAGCAAUCCAUAUGUCUCUAUGAAAAAAUGACAUGAUAUC